CCUCAAUUAUAUAUUAUUAAAAAAGGGGGAGUUACCCAAAAGUUCUUUUCCGGUUUGGUCUUCGUCAUUCUCUUGUGAUUUUUCCAAAACAAAAUAUUUUCCACUGUCCAGUUUGCCUAGGUCUAGCUAGCUGCUAGAGUCUAGAUUGACUAGAUCUAAUCUAGAUAUCUAGAUUUAGAGACUUAAAGGGUCUAGUUUUUACAAUGCAGAGCAUAAUUAAUUCAGUUAAAGGUACUGCCCUUGGAGUAGCUGAAUAUUUAACGCCGGUUUUAAAGGAGUCCAAGUUUAAAGAAACUGGUGUCAUAACUCCUGAGGAGUUUGUGGCAGCAGGGGAUCAUUUGGUUCAUCAUUGUCCAACUUGGCAAUGGUCAACUGGAGAUGAAAGCAAGGUGAAGGCCUACCUCCCGAAAGAUAAACAGUUUCUGAUCACAAGAAAUGUACCAUGCUACAAAAGAGUCAAACAAAUGGACAACCACCAAGAGGAGCAAGAGAAAGUGAUAGAGGAGGAAGAUGAAGAUGGAGGAUGGGUAGACACACAUCACUAUGUUAGUGAGCCAGCUGUCAAUGCUCUACAAGAUGACAUGGGAGAAAUGACUUUAGAAAACAAGGAUUCUGCAACAUCUUCAUUAAAAACAGCUGUGAAGAAAGACGACGAUGAUGAUGACGAUGAUGAUGAAGAGGCAGAAGACAUGGAAGCUUUUGAAGAGAGUGGAAUGCUGGAGGAGCAAGAUGAGUCAGCUAUAUCUGUUCCAGUAAAGAAAGAUAUUUCAACAGAAGGUGCCUCGGCUGGAGACAGUGGUAUUAUUCAGACAAGAACUUAUGACUUAAAUAUAACUUAUGACAAGUAUUACCAAACUCCUAGACUCUGGCUCUUUGGAUAUGAUGAGAACAGGAAACCUUUGACUGUAGAACAAAUGUAUGAUGACCUGAGCCAGGACCAUGCUAAAAAGACAGUCACUAUGGAAGCACACCCAAAUUUACCUGGCCCACCCAUGGCUUCAGUCCAUCCCUGCAAGCAUGCUGAUGUUAUGAAGAAGAUCAUCCAGACAGUAGCAGAAGGAGGUGGAGAAUUAGGUGUUCAUAUGUAUCUCAUGAUUUUUCUCAAGUUUGUCCAAGCAAUCAUCCCAACCAUUGAAUAUGAUUACACAAGACAUUUUUCUAUGUGAUUUUUUUUUUCUUUUCUUUAAUUUAAGUAUUUACAAAGUGAUACAAAAACAAUUAUUUGAAUGUCAUGGAUGGAGUAUAUAAAAGACAAAUUGUGGAAGAAAAUAAAAACUUCAUUGAUCCUUAAAGCAAAAUUGUCAAAAAAAAAAGUAACCAGACAGACAUUUGAUGUUAUAAUAAGAUUUUUGUUCACAAGUCUUAGUCUGAAGAUUAUUUUCAAGCUCUAUUUCUAUCAUUUUAUUUGCCCACUUAGUAAAUCAUCGUUUUAUGAUGAAACUUGUAUAACUUUUUAUUGGUAAUCAGAAAAUACAAAAUUUGGUCUUCGAUUGUUGGCAAUGCCCCCCCCCCCCUCUUUUUUUUGUUUUUAUUUCAUAAAUUACUAAUUUAUUUUAAAGAAUAAAAAAGGUGUUUUAUUUUUGUAUCAAGAACAUUAAAAAUUAAACUCACUGAUUCUGGACAAAAUGUUAUAUAUCAAGUUGCAUAGAAUCAGAUCCUUGAUCUAGAAAGAAUUUUACUAUCCAAUUUGAAUUAAGACAAAUAUUUUACUUGGUAUGAUAUUUAUUAAUUAAGUUGACCCCUCUCCUUCCCUCCAAAAAAGAAAAAAAGGAAAACAGAAUAGAAUGAAAGUGACCACAUGAAACCCUUUCUUUGUUAAAAAAAAAGUUAAAGUAAAGGUAGCUAUUGAAACAAAAAAAAACAUUUAGAGUUCACAUUUUAAAUAUUAAAAAAAUAUAUUUUCCAAAGUUUUGAAAUUUGUGUUUAUUUUGUUUUUUCAAGCUGCUUUUGGAUUGACAUUUUUUAAUGUGCAUUUUGGAUUUUUAAAAAAUCUUCUUAGUACUAGGGCUAGUUGUCAGCUGAAAUGUCAUGAGCCAUUCAAUAUCAUAUCCAUAUUUUUUUUAAUUUCCAUUUUGAUAUUUGACAGAGCAUUCAUUUUGGUUUAUUAGAUCUUUUUGUUAAACCUGCCUUGUCCUGUCUUUUUUUUUAAAACAUGUUUCACUUGAAUCUUUGAAACAUGCUUUAUGAAGUCAUUGUGUUGGAAGCAAUUUAUAUUUCAUUUCGAUGUAGCUAAUAACUUAAAUAACUGUGAUGGGGGGUUGCAAUGUUCUUGUAAUGAAGCUAAUAAUACAAUAAAUGUGUUCAUAGAGUGAUCUUUGAUCAAUAUUUACUAGGCUGGCCUCUGUAAGCAUGUAGAUUGCUCAGAAAUUAUCAUUUGAUAUUUGAAGACGAACGAUGUUGACAUAGACACGUUCAAGAGAUUUUUGUAUCAUUAAGCUGCUUGAAAGUGGUCUUAUAAAGGGUUUAUCAGAAAAUGUAUUGUUUGUUUGUUUUACGUGUUUUGGAUGUCCCUUUCAGAAUAAAAGAUUAUUACUUCCUAACCCAAACCUCCUGCAGGAUAGCAGGGGAUGGUGGCGGCCAGGGUUUGAACAUGGGACCAAUAGUCCAGAGCGCAUGCCACAUGACCAGACAGCCAUCCAAAUUUUGACUGUUAGGAGGAACAUGAGUUUAAAAUUUUGAGUUUUUAGGACAGCCACCUACUUACCUUUUGUUUAAGCUCUUCCCUAUGGAAUAAUGAAGCAAAGUGAUUAAAUGGGAAUUUUUACUUCAGUAUUUUUUUUCAUGUGCUCAGUAUGUAAUAGUUGUUUGCACACAAAAUCAAAGCUUUGAAGCAUCAACUCCAGUUUAGUUUUGUAAUUUCAGUAAAUUUAUCUACUAUCUAGCCACCUCCUCAUGUAGCAUAACAGAGGUGGACAUCUUUUAGUUCACUACACUUAGAUUUGACAUGUUUUGCAAUGUACUGUAGCUAAGAUUCAACAAAUGCAUUCAUAUGUGCUGAAGAGUUAACUCUUGCUUUUUAAUUGUCUGUGUAUCAUAAAAAAGCAUUCCAGCUAAUAUAGAUGUUCAUAUUUUUCAUGCAUACUUUUUUUUUAAAGUUAUAUUUAAAAAGAGUCAACCAAUGGAAAAAAAAACCCUAUAUAUUUUUAAAUAGAUGCUUAGUGAUAGAUUAUAAGUAUAUUUAAUUACAUUAGUUGAAAUGUAAAAGUUUUAUAUUGUUAUAUUGUGUGUGCCCAAGCAUCUGUUAUUACUUGAACUCAUUAUAUUUCAUGUUACAAAUGUGUACACUGCAAUAGAAAUGCCUAUUGUCCAGCCAUGUCAGUUUUAUGAGCAAUUUGUGUCUUAUCACAAUAAAGUCUAGCUUUGUCACUGUC
This is a messenger RNA of Biomphalaria glabrata, 3371 nucleotides long. RefSeq names its product ubiquitin-like-conjugating enzyme ATG3. NCBI's taxonomy places the organism in Eukaryota, Metazoa, Mollusca, Gastropoda, Planorbidae. Gene Ontology annotation, biological process: autophagosome assembly; autophagy of mitochondrion; nucleophagy. The transcript is spliced from 10 exons. Bases 204 to 1166 code for a protein of 320 amino acids. The record is from RefSeq and is a predicted model, not a curated record. Gene Ontology annotation, molecular function: Atg8-family ligase activity. Gene Ontology annotation, cellular component: cytosol; cytoplasmic ubiquitin ligase complex.